AUUAUUUUUACUGCCUUCAGCUAUAUUCGACUUCGUCUGUAAAAAUGAGUGGUUCCAGAAGUAUAUUAAUAACAGACGAAAAUAAAAUAUGGGCACAUUUUGGAAGAAAUAAAGAAACCGUUAUUAGAGAUAUAAAUAAUAUCAAAUAUUGGAUCAAAAUUAAUAAUUAUUUUCCUGAAAUUCCAGAUGAUAUUAUGAUUCAAUAUUUUUUGACGAUCUGUAACUUUAGCAUUGAAAGAGCAAAACAAUGUUUGGAUAUGUAUUACGCAGUGAGAACAGUUAUUCCAGAACUCUUUAUGAAUAGGAGUCCAUCAUCUAGCGGUAUGGAAUCGACAUACAAACAAAUGACUUGCUUCCCGUUACCUGAUCUUACUCCAAAUUUAGAAAGAAUUAUAAUGGUAAAAAUCAAUGACGUAGAAGUGGAUACGUUUAAUACAAUCAAACUAUCAGCUUUGGCAUAUGCCAAUAUGUUUGAAGUGAAAAUGUGGGAAGAUCUUUGUUUGGGCGAAAAAAUAUUUGUUGAUUUAAAAAAUAUAAAAAUUAGCCAAGCUGCAGCAGUGGGUCCCAAAGAUAUUAGAAAGAUCGGAUUUAUUUUGGAGAAAGUAUGGAAUUUGCAUCUUAAAGAGUAUCACUUCAUGAAUGUACCUACAUAUGCGGAAAAGUUGGUCCAACUGUGUAAAAUUGUGUUGGGAAAAUCGUUGGGCGACAAAAUUUUUGUUCAUAAAUCAAUUGAAGAGGUGUACAAGUUUAUUCCAAGAGAAAUUUUGCCAAAGGAAUAUGGAGGUAGUCAAAAGUCGUUAUCAGAACUUAAUGAUGCAUGGUUAAAAAAAUUAAGACAGUAUGAUGACCGCUUUGCAGUACUGGAAAAUAUGGAUAUCAUCAAUGCUAAUAGACCGAAAUUUGGUACCAAUAACCUUUCCGAAUAUUAUGGAAAUUAUAUGAAAAUCGAUGUGGAAUAAUUCGUUAAUAGUAGUUAAAAGUAGUAUAAUUACUAGAACAGUUGGAAGACAAGAUAUUUAAGAAGAUAAUAUAGAUAUAGUAUAAUGCUUUUAUUGUUCCUGGGCAGGUACUACUGCUCCUAAUAAUCCUAAUAAUUGUAUAUUUUUGUAUUAUGAUUUAUCUUAGUAUCAUAAUCUUGUAUAUAAUUCAUUAAUAAUAUAAAUGUUGUUUAAAACAUCAAAUUUGAUGUUAAUAAAAUGUUGAUAUUUCAAACA
Molecule: messenger RNA, 1214 nt
Organism: Diabrotica virgifera virgifera (western corn rootworm)
Lineage: Eukaryota; Metazoa; Arthropoda; Insecta; Coleoptera; Chrysomelidae
Product: alpha-tocopherol transfer protein-like
Exons: 6
Coding region: 45-959 (304 amino acids)
Cellular component (GO): membrane
Molecular function (GO): phosphatidylinositol bisphosphate binding
Source: RefSeq, a predicted model, not a curated record